Ciona intestinalis (vase tunicate) is the source of this 1746-nucleotide messenger RNA. The record is from RefSeq and is a predicted model, not a curated record. NCBI's taxonomy places the organism in Eukaryota, Metazoa, Chordata, Ascidiacea, Phlebobranchia, Cionidae.
CAAAAAGUGAAAAAUUCCCCGAAAAUUUUGUUUUGAGUUUAAUGUGGAGCUAGAAGUUCAAUAAAUUUCCUGUCAAUAAAUGGGAGGGGUAUCUGACGACGAAAAACGCCCCAAUAUGCCAGCCGCAGCAGCGAAUAUGAAAUAUGUUUCGCUUGCUUUUCUUAUCUUUCAAAACGCGACUCUUAUUUUAAGUAUGAAAUAUGCACGUAAUAAAGAGGGUGAUCAAUUCUUUGCAACGGUUGCCGUAGUUACCGCAGAGUUGCUUAAACUUACAACCUCCCUUACCAUUAUGCUGGUCGAGAAAAAGGGAAAUGUAAAGGAUUGGUUGAGCUAUCUUCAUCAGAAUAUAAUCCUUCAACCUCUCGAUACGAUGAAAGUUUUCAUCCCGGCCAUUAUUUACAUGAUUCAAAACAACCUUCUUUACAUUGCGGUGUCUAACCUACCUGCUGCUACUUUUCAGGUAACGUACCAGUUAAAGAUAUUAACGACGGCCAUGUUUUCGGUGUUCAUGCUUGGACGAUCACUUUCUAAACUACAAUGGGGUUCAAUGUUGUUGUUGUUUAUUGGGGUGGCCACUGUGCAGGUUGAGGUUCAAUCUUCAAGUGCCAACCCCACCUCACCCACCCAACAAAAUGCCUUCCUUGGUCUAGCUGCGGUUAUUGUGUCUUGUUUAUCAUCAGGAUUUGCCGGGGUUUACUUUGAAAAAAUAUUAAAAGGAUCAAAAUGUUCGGUUUGGAUGAGGAAUGUUCAGCUUAGUUUGUUUGGUGUUGUAACAGGAAUUAUUGGAGUUUUGACCAAAGAUGGAACUCAAGUCGUUGAAAAAGGUUUUUUCUUUGGUUUCAGCCCGUUAGUGGUAUUUAUAGUUUCCAACCAAGCUUUCGGUGGAUUGUUGGUUGCAUUGGUUAUCAAAUACGCAGACAAUAUACUUAAAGGAUUUGCCACAUCAGUAUCAAUAAUAAUUUCCACCAUUUUUUCGGCACUUUUUCUAGGUUUCCAUAUCAGCACUAUGUUUAUUAUUGGCGCGACGUUGGUAAUCACUGCUGUAUAUUUAUACAGUCUACCAAAGCCAGAACCGUCGUUGCCACGCACAACUUAAUUGUGUUAGCCAUAAAGUAGCAUUAAUAUAUUAUGUCUAUUAUGCUAUGAAAGCAGCAAUAAUAUAUAGGCACACCACACCAUGAUAAUUAAAGGCACCAAACCAUUAUAAACACAGGGGAGGCAGGGAUAGUUAGACACACAAUCCUAUGAAACAAAUCUAACUUAUUGGUUGUAAUGUUUACUGAUUAAUGCAGAAAUUCCAGGGUUGGUCUGCCCACCCUGCCACCCCACGUUUGGCGCCUCUUAAUUGAUAGCCUUAAUGUUAUGUUUAUGUCUGUAGUAUUGUUUGAUAGUUUUCUAUAAGAGGUAACAAAAUAUUUUAUGCAGUUUUUUUGCAGAAUAUGUUUUAUUUCCGUAGCACUUUGCGUGGUGCGUGGGCAUUUAUUUUACACAUUUUAUAUCCAAGUACUUUGAUUGCAAUUUAUAUCAUUAGGUGUGUUUUAAUAAACUGUACUACAUCAUGUUCUGUCCACAAAGUAACAAAAACAACAAAACUGGAGUGUAUAGUGUUACUGUACCAUUUUGCACAGUGAGUAUAUGUUUAAUUUAAGUUGUUUGGCAGAAAAAGAUCAAUUGCUGUUAUAUAUACGACAUAAUUAUUAUACGACCCUUCAGUAUAAAAUAUUACAAAAAUAUUCGAGCAAAAAA